GAGGGGGAGCUGUUAUUCACACUGGACUAAAAUACCGUGUGUAGCUGUUGAACUGUCAAAAGAGCUUCGCGGGAUUGUGAAAUGUUGCCCUUGCAGUUGGCCAAACUGGGAAAACUCCAGUGCAUCCACCCAAGUUUCAUUUUUGUCUUCAUGUUGUGCAUAAUGACUUCGAGAACUCAGUUGGCUGAGAGCGCUUUGAAGUUAAUGACGAAAUAUCCGCUGAUUGAUGGGCAUAAUGAUCUUGCCUUACAACUGAGGAUUCUUCAGAACAACAGACUUCGCCUAGUUGACCUGCAUAGUAUCAGCAAUGUUGCCACAGACAUCAAUCGCCUGAGAGCUGGUCAUGUUGGAGGGCAGGUGUUCGCGGCCUACGUGAUGUGCACGGCGCAGGACAAGGAUGCAGUCAGACUCACGCUGGAGCAGAUCGAUGUCAUUCGCCGCAUGUGCAGCGAGUACCCGGAGUUUGAGCUGGUCACGUCGGCGGAAGCCUUGAGGACCUCUGAGAAGAUUGCGUGCCUGAUCAGCAUAGAGGGAGGCCACGCCAUUGACAGCAGCCUGGCGGCCCUGCGCAUGUUUUACCAGCUGGGCGUGCGCUCCAUGGCCCUCACGCACACCUGCAACACACCCUGGGCAGAAUCCUCUUCAAAACUUUAUCAGUUUUAUUCAAGGGAAAACAACAGCCUGACAGAAUUUGGUGAGGCGGUGGUGGCGGAAAUGAAUCGGCUGGGGAUGAUGAUUGACCUGUCCCACAGCUCCUGGGACACCGCCAAGGCUGUGCUGGAGAUCUCCAGGGCCCCCGUCAUCUUCAGUCACUCCUCCGCCUUCGCCGUGUGCGGUCACGAACGAAACGUCCCAGACGAGCUGCUGCGUGUGCUGAAAGAAAACAAAGGGCUUGUUAUGGUGAACUUGCACAGUGGGUUUGUGGCUUGUGGUGGCAAAGGAAACAUCUCUAUUGCAGCUGACCAUUUCGAUCAUAUAAAGAAUGUGACCGGAGCUGAGUCCAUAGGAAUAGGUGCCGAUUUUGACGGAGCCAGCAAGUUUCCUUACGGGUUGGAAGAUGUGUCAAAGUAUCCGGCCUUGAUCCAGGAACUUGUGCACAGGAACUGGACCGAAGAGGAGCUGGCUGGUCUCCUCCGACUCAACUUUCUCAGGGUGUUCCAGCAAGUGGAGCAGGUUCGUGAUGAACUGGUAGACGCCCUUCCCGGGGAAGAAGAGAUCCCGUUCUCGGAGGCGGCAAAUCCGUGUCGACUGGUUCUGAGGCCAACAAAAAGAUCUGCUCGCGCUGACAGUUCUGCUUCUUCGCAGACCAGUGAAGUAGUCCAUAGUAGUCUUCUUCUGUCUGCCAUGUGUGUCAUACUCCUUCAACAGUCUGCUCUUAUAUAGUGCGCUACUGUUUAUUAUGAACCUUUAAUUUUCCGUUUUCCGAUUUUCAGAAUUUGACUUGAGUUUGAAGUCAUAUCUCCACAUUAUUUCAUCCAGGGCAUUUGCUAAGAAGAUAAAAUAGCCUGUGUGCAAUUAACUGUGCUCUAGUGAAGAACUUAAAAAUAAUAAGAAUUAUAAUAAUUUUUAACUUAGUGUGAGAUCAGCUUGAGACUAAGUCUUCCUUUAAAUUUCUCUGCUGUCUCCUACAAAGUGAACAUCUCAUGUUCGUUUAUCUGAUGAGUAUUGUACAAGAUUAACUUGUACAAUAAUAUGUACUGUAUUCAGAAUUCUGCACAUUUAAUAAUAAAUAAAUAAAUAAAUAAAUAAAUAAAUAAAUUUUAAAAAAUGCUUAGAGUUUUUUAGAAUGUAUCCAGCCAUGGUACCUUUAAAGAACUGUGUUAUUUCCACAACUUUCAGACAUGUUUUCCUGGAUCAAGGUCUAGGAAUAUAUUUUUUAUCAGUCUUAUCUUUUGUGGCACAAUUUCAUUUAUGAAAGAAACAUUUCCCCCCCCGCGCUCCCACAAUAUCUUGUUAAAAUAAAAUAGCCUCAUAUUUAUGUAACAUUGGUUUUAAA
Molecule: messenger RNA, 1996 nt
Organism: Anguilla anguilla (European eel)
Lineage: Eukaryota; Metazoa; Chordata; Actinopteri; Anguilliformes; Anguillidae
Gene: dpep2
Product: dipeptidase 2
Exons: 11
Coding region: 82-1383 (433 amino acids)
Biological process (GO): proteolysis
Molecular function (GO): metallodipeptidase activity
Source: RefSeq, a predicted model, not a curated record